This is a messenger RNA of Aureobasidium uvarum, 1626 nucleotides long. The record is from the annotation of a GenBank genome assembly. NCBI's taxonomy places the organism in Eukaryota, Fungi, Ascomycota, Dothideomycetes, Dothideales, Saccotheciaceae.
GUUAUGUCUUCGACUAUAGGGUCAUCUAUAGCAGCAGGAGCAUCGCACCAAUUUGCUACUUAUUUCGAUGUCACAAAUCAGGCACAGCUGGUCUUGCCGACGUCCUCAUACUUGGUUGGAUAUGUUGUCGGCCCGCUACUAUUUGGGCCACUAAGUGAGAGCUACGGCCGAAAAUGGGUCAUGAUUUCGACUUUUGUAAGGAACCGUGCUUGUCAAUUGUUUGAAGCUCUGGUAAUAACAGCUCUCAUAAUUCCUCUAGGCACUGUUUACUGCUUUCACCCUAGGCUGUGCUUUAGCAAACAACUUUGCAGCUUUGUGUGUAAUGAGGUUGUUCGUGGGUAUUGGCGCCUCCAGUCCUAUCUCCGUGGUGGGUGGGUGAGUAUGCAGAUCCACAAACGUGGUUCGAAUGCCUCGACUGAACGUCUUGCCAGCAUCUAUGCCGAUGUAUACCCUGACCCUGUGACCAGGGGUCGAGCUCUGACUAUCUUCAUGACUGCUACCACAUUUGGCCCAAUCAUUGGGCCGAUCAUAUCUGGCUUCAUCGCUGUCGUUUCAUGGCGCUGGAUAUUCUGGCUCUCGUUGAUCAUAGCUGGAGUCACUUGGCCGAUCCUGCUUGUCAGCCCAGAGACUUACGCACCAGUCAUCCUUGCCACACGUGCACGGCGUCUCCGCAAGGAAAACAGCAACCCCAACAUCUUUGCACCGCUCGAGCUCGAGCAUCGUGACAUGAAGCAGAUGAUCACUGUUGUUCUGACCAGACCGGUAAGAAUGUUCUUCACCGAAGCUAUCGUACUAUGCAGUUGUCUUUACCUAUCCUUUGUGUACGCGAUCUUUUACAUGUACUUCCAGGCCUACCCGACUAUCUUCAGCGGGAUUUACCACUUCAAUUCUGGCGAAGUUGGGUUGACCUUUCUGCCAAUCGGAGUUGGAGCCAUUUUUGCAUGCGGUCUAUACCUCUAUUGGGAUCGGGUUUUGGAGAGAGCAAAGGCGCGAGAUCCGCCUGCUGCAUGGUCACAGAGUGAGGAGUAUCGGCGUCUGCCUCUCGCGUGCCUUGGAGGACCAUUGCUCAUGCUCAGUUGUUUCUGGCUCGGAUGGACAGCUCGAGAGGAUGUUCAUUGGGCGGUGCCCGUUUUGUCGGCUUUGCCUUUUGGAAUGGGUUUCCUGCUGUUGUUCAUGUCUUUGGUCAAGUAUUACACUUCCGUACUUUACUGCUUCGCCGGUUCGUUGGCUGACGUGGCCGCAGCUAUCUUGUUGAUGCGUACGAACGAGUGCCAUGGCAGCAUCGGCUUGUUCAAGGAGCUUGUUUGGCGCAGUUCUGCCGUUCGCGGCGCGGCCGAUAGCCACGUCAAGGUCGAGAACUUACCCAAGAACGUGCUAACGUCAAUGGAUAGGUAUGAACGGCUGGGUGUUGCGUGGGCUUGUUCAUUGCUGGGCUUCCUGAGUUUAGCCAUGUGCGUUAUUCCCUUCGCCUUCAUCCAAUUCGGCGACAGCAUUCGGGAGAAGAGCAGCUUCUGCCAAUCCCUAAAACGACUCAAGAUGCAAGAGGAUGAAGAGCGGGAAGUGCAGGAGCGAAGAAUGCAGCAAAGUGGGGUUGGCAAGGCCAUAGCUGUGGAGAAGCUGGUUUGA